Nicotiana tabacum (common tobacco) is the source of this 2678-nucleotide messenger RNA. Lineage: Eukaryota; Viridiplantae; Streptophyta; Magnoliopsida; Solanales; Solanaceae. The record is from RefSeq and is a predicted model, not a curated record.
CAGUUGAUCCGAAAGGUGUUCCACGUGGCAGCAUGUACGGCCAACCUGGCGGGGAGGAUAUGGGCCCACCAGUUGUCGAGUAACCGGGUCUUAAGGUAGUUUCUGAGACAGAAACCUUGGUACUGGCAAGUGCAUCUACGGGCCUUUUACCGUUAGCGCCAGUAACUUGUAUAAAGAAGUGGGGGUUUAAGACAUACAUGCGGUGGUUUAUUUCUCAGGGUUUUUCUUUGGCCACGAAAAACAUUGGAUGGUUCAUCAUUACAUAAAUUACAGGGGCUCUUCUUUGUUAGACUAUUUGGUGCAGUUGACCACAGGAGUUGUGUAGCAUGAAGUUUUUAGACUGUAAAAAAUCUGCUGGUUUUUUGUGUUCGCUGGAUAUUUCUUGGGAUGGUUUCUGAGAUAUGGUGUUGCAGAAGAGGUUAGACUAUGGAUUCAAUGGCUAUCAGGUGCCUCCUAUACCUCGAGCUACCAGAUCGGCUAGGAGAAGGGGCACUAUUAGGAGGAAAGCUGAUGGCGAUGGAACGUGUCCCUUUGACUUGUUAGCUACUGUAGCUGGCAAGUUAUUGGGGGAGGGAGCGAGCUCACCUGAUUCUACGGGUUCUGUUAGAGGGAAGGAGCAAUCAAUUCUGAAAGAUGAGAAGAUAAAAGAAAAAUCUUAUGCUGAAGGCUGUUAUGAGCGGGGGUUCUUCAUUUCUGAGCUUGUCUCACAAGCUCCAGUUGUAAAUCGUUCUUUAAGUGAACUGCCACAUGCUCAAAAUGAUACCAUCUCUGGACCUGCAUCUGUCACUAUGAGUUCUGAUUGCUCAGAGAAGUUCCCCUUUGCUAAACAAUUUGUAAAUGGUGAAAGCAGGGAGGAGGAACAUGGAGUCUUUUCAAGUUGUACAUUAGACACAGAAAGUGAUAAACAGAUUAAAAUUGAGCUGUCAAAUAAUGCUAAAGUUUCUACAAGUAAGGGGGCUGCAAUUUCCAGUCCAGAGUUCCCUGAUGUUUGGGAUAAGAAACCUUCAACACUACUUGUUACUUCAGAUGAUAGUGUAAGAUUAUCUUUGUCUCCGUAUACUGCUCCUUGUAGGUCCUUUCCGGUGAUCCGGAAUGAUGUAAAGUUAGAUAAUAGAGAUGAUGACGAAAACUCUGGGUGCACUCAACCAAGCACCCCAAAUAAGGCCUCUGGGUCAGCACCACGGGUACGAGAUCGCCCAAUUAAGAAGUUACUAGCUUCCAAAUAUUGGGAAGAAAAUCUAAAAUCUGACAAUGAGGGGCAUGCCAAUACUGGGGGGAAAACAAUGCAUGCUUACCACAACAGAAACAGUGCCUACAAGCACCAAAGGUCUCAGAGGGAUUUUCCUUUCAAGAAAAGAAAGCUCUUCAAAUGUGGCUCCUUCUCUAAUUCAGAUGGAGAGAUGAGUACCGAUGGAAUUUGUAGUUCUCCAACAAGUGACUUACAUGGAAAUGCUUCCUAUUAUAGUAAAGCAUCUUCUGGAGGCGGUGCAGCAGCUGGGACGUCAGUCUUCAAUGGAGGUCGUGCAUCCUUCAAGCCUAGUGAUUCCUGUGUUAAGUUUAGAAUCAAAUCCUUCAGGGUUCCUGAGUUUUUUGUCGAGAUUCCAGAAAAUGCAACUGUUGGUUCUUUAAAGAGGACCGUAAUGGAAGCAGUGACUGCUAUACUUGGUGGUGGACUACGUAUCGGUGUGGUUUUUCAGGGUAAGAAGGUUAGAGAUGAUAACAAAACCUUAUUGCAGACUGGAAUUUCUCAUNGGAAGUGGAAGCACUUGUUCAAGCUGUUGAGAAGCUUGGAACAGGAAGAAAUAAGGGUAUUUCUUCACAAAAGAGCACUAAGUGAGUGCUAUGUAUCUGUACAACGAGUUACAGCUCUGGGGAUCUCAAAAGAAUUCAUAAAUCUAUCAAAUUUCAUUAACAUCUUCACCCAAACUCCCCCCACCCCUACCCCACUCCCCCAACCAGGGCUUUUGUUAAGUGAUAAUGAAGUACAACGUGGGUCAGGAUGCAGACUUCUGAUUUGUUUUUUCAGUUUUUCAGUUAUUGUUUUGUUGUUUGGCAGAUGGCGUGAUGUGAAACUGCGAGCUUUUGAUAAUGCCAAUCAUAGAACUUAUGUCGAUUUGAAGGAUAAAUGGAAAACUCUGGUGCACACAGCAAGAAUAUCCCCUCAGCAAAGGAGGGGCGAGCCCGUGCCACAGGAGCUCUUGGACAGGGUCCUCACUGCCCAUGCUUACUGGUCCCAACAGCAAGCCAAACAGCAGAUGAAACAGCCAUCGGAGACUUACCUUCUGCUCUAGGAACACGUCGUGGAAAUGGCUGCACGAUGGGGGACUGAAGAAGAGGUUUCCUUAUUUUUUGUCACUGUAAAAUAUCUUCUGUUUAAAAAGUAUUACCAGGGAAAGUUAAUUAGUUAGUGCUAUAUAGUUCCUUGCAUGGAGGGGUUGGAAGCUGGCUCUUUGUAAAUGUUUGAUAGAAUAAAGUGAUAUGCUAACAGAAUUUUUUUUGUGCCAAGAAUUUGGCAUUAAAUGCUUCUUUCCUUGGAAAGAAAUUCAUUCUAGGGUAAGGGUAUUGUACUUUUGUAAUUAACUCGUUCAAUAGAAAAGGCAAAAGGGAAAUGUUUUGUUCCCUAUUUGAUUGUAAAACUUACUAGUUCCUUAUCAUAUUAUGAUUCUCCACUUUUGGGA